Messenger RNA from Equus quagga, 1746 nucleotides. It is a transcript of the gene DKC1, whose product is annotated as dyskerin pseudouridine synthase 1. Gene Ontology annotation, biological process: snRNA pseudouridine synthesis; mRNA pseudouridine synthesis; rRNA pseudouridine synthesis. The transcript is spliced from 15 exons. The record is from RefSeq and is a predicted model, not a curated record. Gene Ontology annotation, molecular function: RNA binding; pseudouridine synthase activity. NCBI's taxonomy places the organism in Eukaryota, Metazoa, Chordata, Mammalia, Perissodactyla, Equidae. Gene Ontology annotation, cellular component: box H/ACA snoRNP complex. Bases 121 to 1683 code for a protein of 520 amino acids.
CGGCACGCACAGGGCGGCGCACAGGUGGGCGGGCCCUAGCGGCGCGGCCUGACGGCGGCGGGAGUCUGUGGUCGCUCCCUCGGCCCUGGCCCACGCGGCUUGCACGCUCUUCGGGGUAAUAUGGCGGACGCGGAAGUAUUUAUUUUGCCGAAGAAGCAUAAGAAGAAAAAGGAGCGGAAGUCAUUACCAGAAGAAGAUGUAGCAGAAAUACAACAUGCUGAAGAAUUUCUUAUCAAACCUGAAUCCAAAGUGGCUCAGUUGGACACAUCUCAGUGGCCCCUGUUGCUAAAGAAUUUUGAUAAGCUAAAUGUAAGGACGACACAUUAUACACCCCUUCCUUGUGGUUCAAAUCCUCUGAAGAGGGAGAUUGGGGACUAUAUCAGGACAGGUUUCAUUAAUCUUGACAAGCCCUCCAACCCCUCCUCCCAUGAGGUGGUAGCCUGGAUCCGACGAAUACUUCGGGUGGAGAAGACGGGACACAGUGGUACCCUGGAUCCCAAGGUGACGGGCUGUUUAAUUGUGUGCAUAGAACGAGCCACUCGUUUGGUGAAAUCACAACAGAGUGCAGGCAAAGAGUAUGUGGGAAUUGUCCGGCUGCACAAUGCUAUUGAAGGGGGGACUCAGCUUUCUAGGGCCCUGGAAACUCUGACUGGUGCCUUAUUCCAGCGUCCCCCACUUAUUGCUGCAGUAAAGAGGCAGCUCCGAGUGCGGACCAUCUAUGAGAGCAAGAUGAUUGAGUAUGACCCUGAAAGAAGAUUAGGAAUCUUUUGGGUGAGUUGUGAGGCCGGCACCUACAUUCGGACGCUGUGUGUGCACCUUGGUUUGUUAUUGGGAGUUGGCGGUCAGAUGCAGGAACUUCGGAGAGUUCGUUCUGGAGUCAUGAGCGAAAAGGACCACAUGGUGACGAUGCAUGACGUGCUUGAUGCCCAGUGGCUGUACGACAACCACAAGGAUGAGAGUUACCUGCGCCGAGUUGUUUACCCUUUGGAAAAGCUGUUGACAUCUCAUAAGCGGCUGGUUAUGAAAGACAGUGCAGUGAAUGCAAUCUGCUAUGGGGCAAAGAUCAUGCUUCCAGGUGUUCUCCGAUACGAGGAUGGCAUUGAAGUCAAUCAGGAGAUCGUGGUCAUCACUACCAAAGGGGAAGCAAUCUGCAUGGCUAUUGCAUUAAUGACCACAGCAGUGAUCUCUACCUGCGAUCAUGGUAUAGUAGCCAAGAUCAAGAGAGUGAUCAUGGAGAGAGACACUUACCCUCGGAAGUGGGGUUUAGGUCCAAAGGCAAGUCAAAAGAGGCUGAUGAUCAAGCAGGGCCUUCUGGACAAGCACGGCAAGCCCACGGAGAGCACACCUGUUGCCUGGACACAGGAGUAUGUCGACUACAGUGAUUCUGCAAAGACAGAGGUGGUGGCCAAAGCAGCACAAGCUCCGCAGGUAGUUGCUGAGGUGGUAAAAACUCCAAAGGUAGUUGCCGAAGCAGUGAAAGCCCCAAAGCGGAAGCGAGAGAGUGAAAGUGAUGAGACAUCUCCAGUGUCUCCACAGUUGAUCAAGAAGGAAAAGAAGAAGAAGAAAGACAAGAAGACCAAGGCUGCUCUAGAGAGUGCUGGCGAGCCGGGAGACAGGGACAGUGACAUCACCAAAAAGAAGAAGAAGAAGAAGAAAAUAAAAGUGGAAAUGCUCUCUGAGUAGUGGAAACCACUUUAAGCAUUCUGUCCAGCUGGGAGGAGAAAUUAAAGCCUUGUUGAGAAAACA